CUCCAAUAGUUUACAUCAACUUAUGUUUCGGACCACAAUAACUCUCGCCUCAGACUCGCUCGGACACAAACACAAUCGUCGCAAGACCUGGUCCGAAAACUCGCUGUGGUGCGCAUCAUCAUCACAUGAUCACUCUCCAUCGCUUCCUCCUCCUCCUUCUCUUCAUCGUUGGUGUGAAACUGUUUUCUCAGAGUUCUUGAAGCAUCUGAUUACGCUUGUUAAAUGUCACUGCCUGUGUUGUUUGAUUAUUGGUGAAAGUUUACUCUUUAUUGAAAUGCAUUCAACAGGGAAGAUAAAUCUAUUAUCUUUUAUCAGAUUACUCUCCACUAGUUCAAGUUUAGUAAGAAGAAAUCACUUAUCUGCCACCAUCACCACCAGGUGUUCGACGUUAUGCGUCAAUGAAGUAAAACAACGCGUUGAUGGUGUUAAACUGAGUCCUUUGGAAGUUCUAAGAAAAUGGGGCUGUAACGACGAUGAAAUCUCAAAGCUUUUCACUAGCAGACCAGCUUUGCAGAGAGCCAAUGUCUCUCAGCUAGAGUUCAAACUCAGCCUUCUUACUCCACUGGGGAUCACAUCAUCCGACCUUGUGAAGAUUGUCACUUGCCGUCCCAAGUUCUUCAGCUCUCGUAUUCACCUCGUCCUCGACGAAAGAAUCAACUACUUCAUCGACGUUCUUGGGUCAAAAGAGGUCUUGCGGAAAGCCAUUAUUAGGAACCCUUCUCUCAUGUUGUAUGACCUCGAUGAAAAGAUCAAACCCGCUAUAGAGUUCUACAAAGGGUUGGGGUUUAGCCAGGAGGAUCUUGUUGCAAUGUUGAUGUCUCGCCCCACGGUGAUUCCAAGAACGAGCUUCAACAAGGGAAAGCUCGAGUACAUCCAGAAGACCGGGGUCACCAGAGACUCCAAGAUGUUUAAAUACGUUGCAGCUAUCAUAGGGGUUACUAGGAUGGAGACCAUCCAAGAGAAGGUUGCGAACCUGGAGAAGUUUGGGCUAUCAGAAGAAGAGAUUUGGGGUCUGUGUGGGAAAUGCCCGAUCCUUCUCACUUUGUCAGUUGAGAAGGUUCAGAGAAACAUGACUUUCGUCGUGGCAACGAUGAAACUCGCGGCUAGUUCCGUGCUUAAGCACCCUUUCUUGCUUCUGGCCAACCUCGAGACUCAGAUUAGGCCUCGUGUGGAUUUGGUGAAGAGAGUCUUUGAAAUGGGGAUGAAGCCUUUGGUGGAAGAUGUGAGCAUUGCCACGGCGCUGAGGAUGAGCGAGAAACGGUUCUUGAAGGUUUAUGUGAUGUGUCAUCAAGAAGACGUUGUAGAGGAGUUGAUGGAGUUUUUUGAGAAAGCUAAAAGCGUGAAACGUUUGGGUGUUGAAUCUAAGAAGUAUGUUCGUAAAGGAUUCCCCUUUUGAAUCUCUUUUUCUGAGUUUGUAACAAUGUGUGGCUUUAUGAGUUUUUUUUUUGGAUUUCAAACCAUUAUAUUCGUAGUGUUCUUCGUGGUUUAGUUCA
Messenger RNA from Brassica oleracea var. oleracea, 1493 nucleotides. RefSeq lists its product as uncharacterized. Lineage: Eukaryota; Viridiplantae; Streptophyta; Magnoliopsida; Brassicales; Brassicaceae. Bases 23 to 1396 code for a protein of 457 amino acids. Gene Ontology annotation, cellular component: chloroplast. Gene Ontology annotation, biological process: chloroplast organization; regulation of DNA-templated transcription. The transcript has a single exon. The record is from RefSeq and is a predicted model, not a curated record. Gene Ontology annotation, molecular function: double-stranded DNA binding.